Messenger RNA from Eufriesea mexicana, 2952 nucleotides. RefSeq lists its product as uncharacterized. The coding region runs from base 86 to 544 and encodes 152 amino acids. Lineage: Eukaryota; Metazoa; Arthropoda; Insecta; Hymenoptera; Apidae. The transcript is spliced from 3 exons. The record is from RefSeq and is a predicted model, not a curated record.
UACUACCUGACCAUCAGUCGCAAUUUCAAAUUACCCAGGGCGAGGUGUGAGCCUUUUUCGUCGCGCGUGUAUUCAUGACGGCGUGAUGUGUUCUCGCGGUGCGUUACUGUUUCUUUGUUGUUCGUUCCUGAUACUGACCGGUUACCGUUGCGAGGAAAAUGUCACCAACGUUACGGAGGAGAACGCGUUAGCGAAAUUAGUCAAAAUGUUUUCGAAGCCAGGCGCGUUCAAACGAAUCAAUGCGAUACUUGGUGAAAAUUCGAUUGAGGAGUCAUUUUCGUCUUGUCCAAAAGGCGAAGAAGGUCUUGAAUGCAGAAGAGCCGAAGCCAGACGAUCCGUCGAUUGUCCUCAAGGUGAUUGUUAUUGUUACAAUUGCGCCGCAGCUGGUCCUGAGUUAUGGGCAUCCUGUUGCCGUGAAAGCUUGCGAUGCUGUUCACAUCUCGCGGCAGCCUGUCGAACCUGUGACCAUCCGACGUUGUAUCCAUUUUGCUCAAAACACUUCAAGAAAUGUUUGGUCGAAUUUAAUGAAAAGAAGCAAAUUUAACAUCCAGUCUCUACGUUUUCAAAUCUUCGUUCCUCGCAACUAACGGGGACACUCAAUAUUUUCACAAAGUGUAAAAAGACAUGACAAUAAGUUAUUAUAAAUGAUACUUUCUAAACUUAUAAUCGGAAAUAAGAGAGAGAGUAUUCCAUCGAAUGAAGAUACGUUUCUUCACACGACAACGGUAAUCGUGGCCAUUUUUAUGGCACUUUUGCGCGUUGAUAAAUCACGAAAUUAAAUGCUUAGAAAAUAGUAACGCGAGGGGGAAGGAGUUAGAUUCGCUUAGUCUAACUCAAUCGUAUCUUGCAUAAGUUGAAAGUUUUACGUCGAGUUUCUAAAUAUAGCGCUUAUCUUUCGACCCGCUAAACUGGUCCCCGUUUCAUUUUUUGCCACGUUACAUUUCGCACCGGAUAGGGCAGUGCGAGACGCGAGACGCCGCGAUAAAUCGUACCUGAACUCGAGAAAAACUCGUGUACUUCUUUUCUUUCACGAAACGACGAACGUAGGGGACAAUGGCGGAUUCGUUGCAGAGAAGAACCAAUAGAGGGGAGCCAUAUUGUUUAAUAUUUCUAUAAUAAUGGCUCGAUGAUAAGAACGUGUCCGUGUACAGAAGAAAAAUGAUGAAUAAAAAAAAAAAAAAAAAAAAAAAAAAAAAAAAAAAAGAAUAAGAACAAAAGGAAUAGCAGAGUUUGUAAUGAUGAAAUUCUUGAGCGUCCUUAGGUCAAUGUACAAACAUAGUAAAAAAUUAAUGGUAUCUCCUAAAGGCUAAACGAUCGCAGGCCAUUAAUCCGCCGCUUGUAUCUUAACGAUUAUUGAGAAUGUGUUCGAGUUAUGCGAUUACUAUCCAAGCGAUAGACGAGACGUAACACAGGUAAUUCAAGUUACACAUUUACACAUCUAAAUGUUUCGUCGAUCGAAACGCACGAAAAUGACACAACGCUGAAGAUUCGAGAAAAUUUUUCUCUUCGACGGAUUUGUUUUUUUUCCAGUAACUUUUUUUUUCAUUCUUCUUUUACAUGUAACAUUAAAAGCUGACGUUUCGAAAGUACAAAUAAAUCAUCACUCUAGAUACAAUCAUUGAUAAGCUUUAUUCGUGUAGUCUCCAGAGUAUUCGGUAAUCUGUACUUUUUAAAACUACUAAUCCUAUAAAUUGUGGGGGCAGAGAUUCUCGUCAGGUAGCCAGACUUAAAGAUAGAAUAAUACGAAUUCAAUUUCAUUUCUCCUUUUCUGUCUUUGGACGUAAAAUUUCAGCCUAGGGAAUUUUUUCGUGUACUAUCUUUUCCCUAUUUUUCGAGCCAUUUUAGCGUGUUUUCUUCGUCCCCACUAAAUAUCGGACCUCGUUUCGUUACACAGCAUUUUAUUUUUAUUUUUUUCCCUCAAAUAUCUUAUACAGAAUAUUAUUCCGUGAUGUUCGAAGUUCUAUAUUGCUUUACCUAUAUUAGAUCGAAAAUUCGAUUUAUUUCAUUUUCUUUGUUGUUUCUCGUUUCGUUCGUUUCACACUACCGCCCUGCGUCGAACUUGCAAGUAUAAGUAUUUUUCGUUUACUCUUUCUCUUUCGUAUUCUCCGAGUAGAAAAAAAGUUUCCAUUUUUUUUCUUAUUUUUUUCUUUUUCUCCUUCGUGUUUAGAAUAUAAAAUUAAACUUUCGCACUUGACAGUGCUUUCAGUUCUUAAAUCAGCACCACACAUAGGUGAAAGACAAGACUAGAAAGGAAGAUAGGAAGAAACGUAGUUACUUUUUUUCUUUUGCAUUAUUCGUUCAUUUUCGUGAACCCUCGUUUCGCGUUACCACGUGAAAAAAUGCAAUGCGAUUUUUAAACGUUUUCCCAUUUUCGCGCAAGGUUCGUCUUCGGAGGAACGUAAUCGAUGAUUGGCUACAAUCUGACAAAUCGUCGAUCACACGAAACAUCUUACGCGAUUUCGGCAGUCGUAGAAGUGAUGAUGCAUUAUGUGCAUUUUUUUUCAUUCGUUUGUUUGCUUUUUCCUUUUUAAUUAAACAGAACACAUUUGUCAUGAAGAAAGGGAGGCUGGUGAGGAAACGCAAAUAUUUAAUAUACGCCAUGAUAGCAGUGAACAUAGAAACGCAGUCCACAUUUUGCCUUCUUACUGGAAUCACAAAAUUUUCAGGAAAAAUAAAAUUUGUAAAAUUUAUAAGGCGAACAUAUAUAUACAUGUAAUGAUUGAUUGGUAACACGCGAUAGUUAAAUCAACUUAUUGGUUAUGCAUAGUUGCUUUGCGUUAAAAGACCACGCACUCCCUCGCUUCGCAUAGUUGUGACGAUAAAAUACGAAUAAACCCGCUUUUUUCGUUUCUAUUUUUUCCUUUUUUUCUUUCUUUACGAUCAGGAGGAUGACAACGGUAGCGCCCUGGCAAAAAUGACAAUUGACAACGAUGAUAUUACUUCGAUUCUCUU